This is a messenger RNA of Odontomachus brunneus, 2914 nucleotides long. Its product is annotated as ankyrin repeat and protein kinase domain-containing protein 1-like. The transcript has 6 exons. The record is from RefSeq and is a predicted model, not a curated record. Lineage: Eukaryota; Metazoa; Arthropoda; Insecta; Hymenoptera; Formicidae. Gene Ontology annotation, molecular function: protein binding. The coding region runs from base 505 to 1914 and encodes 469 amino acids. Gene Ontology annotation, cellular component: cytoplasm.
AUUUAACAACGGAGUGUACACCGUCGCGUCAACAAUGUCGCCAAGUGCGUGCUUAGCGCGACCUGAUCGCCACGCGCGCCAACAGAAAUCGUAAACAAUUUUCAAAACAAACACACGUGAGAAGUAAGCGGGCGAUAGGCAGAGAAUGAAAGAGAGAGAGAGGGAAAAGUCAAGACGUAUGUCGUACGCGAUAAGUAUUAGGAGUGCGACGCUCGUGCCGAAAGGACGCGACAGGACAACAGGAGCGACGUGAUCCCGGAGGAGCGACAACCAUGGCGUCGGGAAACGGCAGGUGAGAAAACGCGGGAGGGAAAAGGAACACUAGCCAGCAGAGGAAGAGACAAGAGAAACAGAGAGGAAGAGAGAGAGAGAAGGCGAACUCGACGCGCAAGCUCCCGCCGCGUCCCUUUGUGUUAUUUUCGGACGGCGCGAAUCGCCGUUCGUUGAAGCUUUAAAUAGGACCGGGCAGCCGACGAAGAAGGCAGUUUGUGACAUCGUUCCUACAUGCUGGAGCAUCGCACCGUUUUCGAAAUGCCGACCGAGUGCAUCGCCAACCCGUUGCAACGGGAACUGGCUGACUCGAUAAUACGGCUGCAGCCGCUAGACGAGAUCCGUAUACUCCUCGCCUGCGGUGCCAAACCCAACGAGCCGGUCACUCAGGGCCUCAGGCCCCUGCACUACGCCGUUUGGCAGCGUUACACCGAGGCCGCUCAGCUACUCCUGGUGCGCGGCGCCGACAUCGACGCCACCGACGAAUGCGGCUACUCGGCUCUGCAUCUCGCCGCCGAGCACGGCUACCUGGACCUGGUGAAGCUGCUGCUCAAGUAUGGCGCCAAAGUGGACCAUCGUCAAGAUACGGGAGAACUGUUUCCUAGAACCAUGUUGUGUGACGAGCCACUGCGUUUAGCUCUGCGUAACCGUCACGUCGAGGUCGCCAGGACGCUGCUUGAGGCUGGUGCCAAUCCGAACAAAAGGUACUUCUUCGGCUCCGAGAUUAAUCUGGUAUCACCUCUCGAUCUGGAGUGCAUGGAACUGUUGUUGGCCUUCGGCGCUCAGCCAAACACGCGGGAUCGCGCCGGCUUAACUCCUCUUAUGAAGGCCGCUAGAUUGCCACAGGGUAUAGCGUCGGUGCUUCUGCUGUUGAGCUAUGGUGCCGACGUGAACUCGAUGGCGGACACCAGGCACGAUUAUCGCACAGUGCUGCACUACGCGAUCCUCGGCGGCGAUCCCGCGGUAAUCAAUCUGCUGCUGAAACAAGGUGCCAGAUUGGACCUGGGACCGGACUACCAGAAGCCAACAGCCCUGGACUUGGCCAUACUCAAGGGUGACCCGUCGAUCGUCGAGAUGCUGCUCAAAGCGGGCGCUAACGUGAACGCCACGUCGCCAAUCAUCGGCUCACCCCUGCACGUAGCCUGCGCGGACAAUAUUCCGAAUCGCUUGGAGAUCCUGUGCAUGCUGCUGGAACGUGGCGCCGACCCGAAUCUGGUGAUCCGCAGCGACGACGGCCCGGCGCUGCGCCCGGUCCUCGCAGAGUACGUGGCCUCGAACGAGAACCCAUCGGUGGAGGUGGUGUCGUUGCUGCUCAAGUACGGCGCUCGGGUUGUCAUCAAGACGCAGUUCCGCGACCCGCAUGGCAUCCUCAAUUCCCUGCAGAACACGGCGGACAAGCCGCGGCUGUUGCGGGCGUUACUGGAGGCGGCGGAGAGUUUCGAUCCCUGUAUGAUCCGACGUUCGAGCAGCCUGACAGACGCGCAGAAAGCCUUGGUGAUGGAGGCGGCCAGGACCCCGUUGCCGUUGACUCACCAGGCGAGACUGAUCGUCCGCAGGCUCUGUGGCACGAAGUUGCCGAAGAUCGUGCGGAAGCUGCAGCUACCGCAGUCGUUGCAUCGCUACCUCCUCUACGACUUCUAUUAGCGGACUCGCGGAUCAGUGGGCGAGUGGACCGAGAGGUGUACACGGAGAGAAUUUUAUAGUAAAAAUUAUUAUAGUAUUUUGCUUAUAUUGAUUAUAUUAAUUGACAUUAGUCAAUGUGAUUACAUUGACUAAAAUUCAUAUUAGAAUUUAAUCGAGGAACAAUAAUAUUCUAUCAAUAUUUUGUUCACUGCGAUAUUUUAGGAACUGAAGUUUUACUAUUAAAACAUUUACUACGUUCCUUAGAAAAACUUACUGUGUUCCUCAGCACGAUAAAUUCUACUGACAGUCUAUUUCCGACAGAGAAAAUGAUAAAAUUGAAGAAAAUUUAUUUAAAUUUAUAUGAAAAUUUUUAUGAAAAAAGCUAUAAUAUUUUCUUCAUGUAUGUAUUUUAUUCGUAAUCUCCCGCGAUCUCUCGCCCUGGCACCGCGCGAGUCCACGUCAGUGCGACGAGUACAAUAAAAUGAGGCUGUUGAGGCACCAUCCUCCCACUUUCUAUUCAUGUUAGCAUUCUACUUCUGCAUCGAAGCGUAUAACACAAGGCAACGUGAGCAACGUGAUAUUCUUAAGUAAACGACGCUGUUCACCGAGAAAAACGGUGUAUACUUUACUUGUACUUGUUACUACUCAUCUAGUCGCUAAAUGUACGCGUUUUAUACGUUGCAACUUUCUGCUGUUUUGUUUCGCAUGGAGGCAAUCGUUUGCGAUAGAAAUGUGGAUUGCACUUAUCAUUGCUCAGGCAUAGCAACGGAUAUUCGUCUUGAAUGCGCUUUUAUCGCGCGAAUGCGAUGUCAAAUACGUCGAAUUAUUCUGAUAAUUUGGUGAUAUUUUUGGAAUACACUUCUUGCAGAGUUACACGCGGAUCGGACGAAUAUCCGUGGAGGAUUUCUUCCAGUAAUCAGCAAGGUGAUUAACUUUUGUACCUUUGUAUAUAUGCAUAUAUAUAUAUGACGAUAUAUAUACGCUCAAUGUACAGUAAAAAUAAAGGUGAAUUAAAUGAGAA